CAGUGACAACAACAACAGCGCGGUGCCUGCAUGCUGGAUAGAGGAGCAUGAAGGGAACCGAAACGGCUCUCUGUGUUGUCGCUGGUUAGUUUGACGAACGUGUGAGAAGAGCGAUGACGGACACGGCUGCGUGUUUGUAAUAUCUAUUCCGCUUUUGAACCAGUUGGACAGCGAACUGAGAGAAGGAACCGUUGGAGGUUCCAUCACAGAUUUAAUUGCAGUCAAAUCAAGGAUGGCAGGAGUGUUUGACAUAGACUUGGAGACUGAGGACGUCAGUGACACAGAGGAUGAUGUCUGUGACUUCACUGUGACAGAAACAGAGAAUGUUCAGACAGAAGAGGUGGAGUUGACCAGUGAAAGUGUCAACAGAGACAGUGAGAGAGUUGGACCUGACUGCUUUGAGCUUCUUACUGUUCUGGGAAAAGGAGCGUAUGGCAAGGUUUUCCAGGUGAGGAAGGUUCAAGGUGCACAGACGGGAAAAAUAUUUGCCAUGAAGGUCCUGAGAAAGGCCAAGAUAGUGUGUAAUGCUAAAGACACAGCCCAUACACGAGCUGAGCGGGAGAUCCUGGAGACGGUGAGGCACCCAUUCAUCGUGGAUUUGCUCUACGCCUUCCAGACUGGGGGAAAACUCUACCUUAUACUUGAGUGUCUAAGCGGAGGGGAGUUGUUUAUGCAGUUAGAGAAAGAAGGCAUCUUCAUGGAAGACACUGCUUGUUUCUACCUAGGAGAGAUCACAUUGGCCCUGGGUCACCUCCACUCCAACGGGAUUAUUUACCGGGACCUUAAACCUGAGAACAUUAUGCUGAAUCACGAAGGACACAUCAAACUCACUGACUUUGGGCUCUGCAAGGAAUCAAUUCAUGAUGGAAGUGUCACACACACUUUCUGUGGCACCAUAGAGUACAUGGCUCCAGAGAUCCUGACCAGGACGGGUCACAACAGAGCAGUAGACUGGUGGAGCUUGGGGGCCCUAAUGUAUGAUAUGAUGACCGGAUCACCUCCAUUCACAGCUGAAAACAGGAAGAAGACAAUUGAUAAGAUUUUGAAGUGUAAACUCAAUCUGCCCCCAUACCUGACCAUUGAUGCCAGGGACAUCAUCAAGAAGCUGUUGAAGAAGAAUCCAGCCCAGAGACUUGGCUCCAGUAAGGCAGACUGUGCUGAUAUUCAGAAACAUCCGUUCUUCAGGCACAUCAGCUGGGAUGACCUGUUGAACAAGACAGUGGAGCCGCCUUACAAGCCACAGCUGCAAUCCGAUGAGGAUGUCAGCCAGUUUGACACCAGGUUUACCAGACAGACACCAGUGGACAGUCCCGAUGAUACCUCACUCAGCCACAGUGCAGAACUUGCCUUCGCUGGUUUCACCUAUGUGGCUCCAUCGGUCCUUGAAAGUCUCAAGGAAGGCUUCUCAUUUGAACCCAGAACACGACCUGUACGCAGACACAACAGCAGCCCACACACACCCAUCAGUCCUCUGAAGUUUUCCCAAACUGGACCCUUUAAAUCCAGCAUGGACGGAGAGCCAGACCUUUUCUCUCCCACUUCUCCACCAGCAGCUCCUGUUACUGUGCCACUGGAAAACGGAGCUGCCAGUCAGCCGAUCAGGACGCCUGCGAGGAACAAGAAGCAGAAGGGUCAUCGGAGAUGAGGAGGACGUCUUCAGGAGCCAGCGUGCGCUGCAAGACCGCGGUCAGAUUCACAUAUUUAUAGUACACAGUCAGUGCCGAGGAAUAGAGCUUAAUAGUGUUUUGUUUUUGCUUGUGUCAUGCUUUUUGAGGUGGUUUAACAAAUAACAGGUGUACAUGGGGCUAUUAUUCAGGACUUCCUGUUUGCUGUAGAACAAUCUGCAGGUAGAUCACUCUACACUGGUUCACUCUAUCAACAUGGAAUUUUCAUGCUUUUACUUUGUGAAGAAAGAACUUCAGUUUUAUCAUCUGUCUCAGAUGGUCACUUUAUUUCAUGAAGCUUUAAUGUACAUCUAUGUCUGCACUUACAUUUUACACUGUCACUAAUAUAUGGAAAACAAUGACCUGUAUAACAGUAUUUUCUACAAAGAACCACUGAUUGUUCUUUAGGAACUCUACUGAAUUUAUCAUGUUGAUUCAAGGUCAGGUAAUGAUGGACUGAUUUGUAACAGGAUUUUAUUUUGCAUGUACAUGCAGUUGCAAUUACAGCAGAGAGAUCCGGUGAUGUGAAGUGUUGUGGCUUUAAUUUGUUAACCGGCUUGUAAUAAAUUCAUCAGAGUUUGUGCAGGGAGGUAGACUAUCACAGGCUGACAUUUAAUUAGAGAGCUGAUGAAGGAUCACUUGGUUGAAGCCCUGAUUCUUUUCCAUCAAUGUCGAACUGUGAAACUGACCUUCAUCUGUUGGGUUAUCGAAUGAGUUUCGCAGAUUUGUUGGGAUGGGACUGUAUCUUAUAGUGAUCUACUGUCUACUGCCAAAGAUUAACUCAUUCAAUCUUCACAUUGUACAAAUGGACCAAUCGCACUUAACGGAGUGUGCUUGACAAGAGGAAUAUACUGCAUUUAUUAAUUUGAGUGAAUGAAGAGGUUGUAAUCCUUAUUAAGAAUACCCCCUGUAUAUAAUUAGAGUAUUGACAUGUGAUCACUUAAACACAUACAUAUAAUGAUCCUAAUUAGUACAAUGUACAGUCAAAACAGGCUUUAAAAGCAGUGUUCUCACAAAACAAACUAUAAUCUUGUAUAUAAAGAGUAUUUUGGGUUACUGAACAAACCUAUUUUUCCACAUGAUACCCAUGUCAAAUGGUGUUUAAUAAAAUAAUUACAAUCUAGAUAUUUAAAGUUCUUAAUUGUCAUUGCCUAACAUGUUGAUGCUGGGUUAAGUCAAUGCAGGCUUUUUCAGUGAAACAGCAGUUCAGCUGAUGCCAAACUUCUUUCAGCUUUUCUUUUUUUUUUCUUAAUGACUCCUAGACUGAGUUAUAUUGAAUUUAAUUAUUUGGUUUUUUUUAGUUUGCACAGUACUAUCAAAACAGAUUGUUAAGUUAAGAAUGCACAAGUGUUGAGGCACUAAAACACAGGCAGCUCUUUAAGGCAUCAAAUACAGAAUGAUUUUGGCAGGGAUUAUCAGUGUAAAUAUUCAACAUUAACUUAAGAAAAAAGAAAAUAUUUUUGACAAAAUAUGACUGAAUGUUUGGUUAAACAAUUGUUGAACUAUACAGCUUUCAAUCAUUGCCUCCAAUGGCUAAAUCAUCCAUUUCCUUCAGUGCUUCAAAGUGUUGCCUGUCUGUCAUUUUCUUAACUGGUGAAUACCGAAUUUAAUAAAUACAUGAUGAAAUGAAAAACCACGUGAAUGUAUACAGACACAAAAUUCUAGAAGAACCAUGAAUUAAUCAUGGAAUCAAAAAAUAAUCAUAUACGUUUAACCAUGCUAACAGCAUGGUUGUAGGAAUGGCAAUGUCAGUCUGUCAAUGGUUGCCUCAGUACAUAUAAUCAUGCAUGCAUGAAAACACUUCCAUGAUCACUUAACUUUUCAUCUAGUGCCAUCUUUAGGUCUAAAUGUUACUACAUGUGUUAACAUGCUAACAUGCUUAGAUGAUGAGCAUGAUAAUCAUUAAAACUUACCUGCUAAGCAUCAGCAUGUUAGUAUUGUAAUGUGAGCAUUCUCACUUUAGCAUUCACCUCAAAGUAUUGUUGUGCUGAAGUACAGCAUCACAGAGCUGCUGGUUUCCUCAUGCAGUCAUGUGAGCAGGUUAACAUUUAUGCUAAGUCACUAUGCAGCACCUGGCCAUUAGAGCCAACUAACUCGGGCUUGUCUCAUUCCAGGAUUGUCAAAUACUGAAAUUUUGUCAUGUCACGGUAAGAAUUUUAUGACUUGUGAUGAGAAUGUGUGGCCGACUAUGUGUUAAAACAUAUUGGCUAGUUAGCUGCACAUUAUUGUUGGUCCCAUUUCAAAUGGAACAUAAUUUUAUUAUGCAUAUGUAGGAAGGGUUCGUUGGCGAGAGAAAUAUUGAAGUCCCCUGCUGUCGACUUGUGUCUAGGUAACUUACAUAAGUAUUAAUUAGGUGUGUGAUGAGAUCUCAUGCCUCGAGAUCUUGCCAUAUUAAAACAUGACUAUAUUUUUUGCCAAGGAGUCUGACAUUGAACUAUCAUAGAGCCCUGCAAUUUAUAAAUAAUUUGUAUGGCAGCAUUUUGCAUACCUGGUGGAAACAAUAGACACCUACAGAGUGACAGACAAGACACGAACAAUAUGAAAGCACUGUAUGGAAUUAGUAAAGUACACUGCGGCUAGCAUGACCACUAUGCAAAGUCAUCUACAGAACCCAACCACACCCUUGAAUAAAACACUGAAAAAUGGUAAAGGUUGUAGUGCAGACUCGCCCACUUUCCAAGUCCCGCACUGGGGCAAUCAUAGCCAAAGUUUUCCAAGCAGCUGUCACCAACUGGGAGCUUAAAACGCCAAACCAUGGCUUCACUAUUGUGACUGACAAUGCACAUAAUAGCCUAGUAUAUCUAAGGGUGCAUUUACACUUGGCCCAGUUGCUCCAUACCUUGCUGCAACACAGUCCCUCCUCCCCUGUCCCUCCAAUGAGCAGCGCCGAAACACACCCCCUCCAACUGCGCUAGGGCCAGGAUCGUGUGGGAUGCAGAGCGCUCACACUAGUCAGACAAACUAGAUUUUGGGGGUCAAACAUGCUUGGGCAUGGUACAGAUUGCCUAGUAUGAGUGUGCCCUUACGCUGGGCUGUGUAGUUGCAGCCAGCUCUCUGCUCUGUAUAAUGCUUAAAAAGAAAAAUUUGGUCGGUCUGUGUUUACACUUAAUAUUCAGAGAGUGCUACUUUGAUUAUGGUUUCCACUUCCACUAAGAUAAACGUAGUGUUAUUUAUUUUUUGUUAAUUACACAGUUUUUAUUUUUUGCUCUUUAUUGGUGGAAACGAGAAUAAAUUAGAAGCUCACACAUAGUUCAUGCUCAGUUACAAGGUUUAAAGAGACUCAUGAGGAAUCAUACAUCCGAGAAGCCAGUCAGUUGAGUUUGUGGCUGAACCUUCUACAGUGCUUACAUAUUGUUUGUGUCUUUUACUGCAUAUGAUAAUUAAAUCUCAGUCAGAAGGAAGACCUGAAAUAACAUUCAUUAUAGGAUGAUUACAAGGUAAAUCAUUUCAAAAUUGACCUGCUUUAUUUUCAAUUUGUGACUUUUGAUUGAAUAAAACACUAUUUUUCCAGUCAUAUAUUUCGUCAUUUAAGUUUUCCUAAAAAUAGUGUUAAAACAUUGUGCACUGUCUCGUCUCCUGAGCAGAGAGUAUUGUCACACCCCAGUAUUCAUUGGCUAUUUACUUAUUCAGACAGAACAUGGCAUUGUGGAAUGAAACAAACUUUGAGGAGAGACAUUUUGAAAUUAAAACUGCUGGAAUUUAUUAAAAUGACCACCAGAAACACAUCAUAAUAAUGAGCUCAGUUUUAGGCAUUUAUUGAUGGAGUCAGAUGCAUUUCUGACCAUUGUCAUAUGAUUAUUUUACAAUAGUUUAAUAUUGAGCACAUUGUGUCUCCAUAAAAUCAAGCAGCCUUUUUUCUUUCAGAAGCAAUCAUUCUGUUUUCCUGCCUGUUUGUACUCAUAUCCCUGGUAUUCUGACCAGUACUGUCAGACCAGUUAAUUCCUACAUUUUUCCGACAGCCUUCCUUCAUUAACACUGGAUACAGAGUACAGAAUGUUUGAUGCUGAGCUGUGAAAUUCCUGUCUCACCACUGUUUUUGUCUUCACACUGCAGUUUGUUUCUGUAAUAUUGUUGAAUCUAUACAGUAAUGGUAUAAACUGUUGUACAUCAUGAAUGGCAAACGGUACAAUGCAAGAUAAGAAAAAUAAAAGACGGAGACACGGGGCUCUGUUUUAUUUUAUUUUGUUUGUUUUUUUUGUCUCAACUCCAAGUUGCCAUCAAAAAAGCAGUUGGGAAACUGGAAUAGCUUUUACUUGUGUUUUUUUGUAGUUUUUUAUUCUUAAUUAUAUAAUUAGCAGUGAUUAUGGAGUGAUGGAUACUAUGAAAAUCAUUGUACACCUUUGAAGUUAAUAACAAUUUAUAUUCUUAAGAUUUAAUUCUGAAAAAUGUUGUUGUACAUCUGUUAACUGGUGGAUGUCUUAUGAAUAAAACAACAUCAAUAGCCAAAA
Molecule: messenger RNA, 6112 nt
Organism: Acanthopagrus latus (yellowfin seabream)
Lineage: Eukaryota; Metazoa; Chordata; Actinopteri; Spariformes; Sparidae
Product: ribosomal protein S6 kinase beta-2-like
Exons: 17
Coding region: 233-1645 (470 amino acids)
Biological process (GO): signal transduction; protein phosphorylation
Molecular function (GO): ATP binding; protein serine/threonine kinase activity
Source: RefSeq, a predicted model, not a curated record